Molecule: messenger RNA, 378 nt
Organism: Pichia kudriavzevii
Lineage: Eukaryota; Fungi; Ascomycota; Pichiomycetes; Pichiales; Pichiaceae
Exons: 1
Coding region: 1-378 (125 amino acids)
Biological process (GO): mitochondrial electron transport, ubiquinol to cytochrome c
Source: RefSeq, a predicted model, not a curated record
AUGUCCACCGUCACUCUAGUCAAGAAACAAGCCGAAUUUGUCCUCAAGAACCCCCUCUUGAGACAACUCAUGGUUCCAGCAGCUAAGGUCUUCACCAACCUAUCCGGCUACAGAAACUUGGGUUUGAAAUUGGACGAUUUACUCAUUGAGGAGACCCCUGCAAUGCAAAAGGCCAUCUCUAGAUUGCCUGCUGAAGAAUCCUAUGCUAGAAACUACAGAAUCAUUGCUGCUCAUCAAUUAGCUGUCUCCAUUGACGUUUUACCAGAUUCUAAGGCAUUACAAGCAAAGGAUGACACUCCUUACUUGACCCCUUACAUCUUGGAGGCAGAAGCUGAAAUCGCUGAAAAGGAAGCUUUGAACAACUCCACCGUUGCUUGA